AUGGUGGCGCCGACGAAAGGAGAGCUGGCCGAGGAGCAGAAGGGGGAGAAGAAGGGACAAGAACGUGAGAGGGUUAGGACAGAGAGAAAAGAGAGGCCGAGGCUUGAAACAGGACAUGGAAGGAUGAAGAGGAUUCAUAAACGGGCUGUGGACCGGACGAGAAAAAGAAGCAUCGAGAUCGAGGCUAUGUUAAGCGACAGUGAUUUCAGCGACAGAGAGGACAGCGACCUAGAGAGCGAGCGGGAGGAGGCUCGGGAAAAGGACGCGGUCAUCGAGACUUUGAGGGAAGAGGUUAGGAGGCUGCGGAACUUGUCUCGCGAGGAGAGUGACGAACUCGGAGAGAGGAGGAGAAGGAGUCGGCGCGCUUCGAGGGAGAGCUGGGCUGGGAGAACCAGCCAUAGCAUCUAG
Messenger RNA from Scedosporium apiospermum, 408 nucleotides. RefSeq lists its product as uncharacterized. The record is from RefSeq and is a predicted model, not a curated record. The transcript has 2 exons. NCBI's taxonomy places the organism in Eukaryota, Fungi, Ascomycota, Sordariomycetes, Microascales, Microascaceae. Bases 1 to 408 code for a protein of 135 amino acids.